Messenger RNA from Notechis scutatus (mainland tiger snake), 792 nucleotides. NCBI's taxonomy places the organism in Eukaryota, Metazoa, Chordata, Lepidosauria, Squamata, Elapidae. The record is from RefSeq and is a predicted model, not a curated record.
AAUGCCCAUGUCUGCUCUAACAAGAUUUUCUUUUAUGUUCAGCUUGCACAGUUUAGACAACGAAAAGCAUACUCUGAUGGGCAGCAUGCCUUUAAGAAGCAGAAGAAGAAGAAAAAGAUAUCAAAAGUCAAAGAUGAAGAAUUGAUACAAGAAGGUUUGGAUACCAACCAAUUGCAAGCAGAAGAAGCAUCCCUACAUAGCUUUCAAAGAGGAGCAGCUGCUACAACUGAAUCUGUUACAGUGAGAACUUUGCACAGUGAUGAAAUGAUCAAGCAUGAUCACACAUAUACCACUGAACUAGAAAGUGAGAUUUCCACUCCAGCAGAUGAUUACAGCUCAGAGAUAAAUGGUGGAAAUUUUUUGACAAGAACUGAUGUACCUUCUGACUUUAUUAGGGAAGAAGAAUUGGAAUUUGGAGAGAAGUAUACUGAUCAUGAGGUGCAGAAUACUGUAACAGAACUGGAGAUGAUGAAGAAUGAAUUGGCUGGAAAGCAGCAAGAGAUUGAAGAGCUAAAUAAAGAGCUAGAAGAAAUGAGGGCAGCGUAUGGUACAGAUGGAUUGCAACAGCUGCAGGAAUUUGAAACUGCUAUCAAAAAAAGAGACAACAUUAUAACUCAGCUCACUGCUAAUCUUCAGCAAGCCAGGAUGGAAAAAGAUGAAACUAUGAGGGAAUUUUUGGAACUGACAGAACAAAGUCAAAAACUGCAAAUUCAAUUUCAGCAUGUAAGUACUGAUAAUAUUUUAUUAAAAAAUAUGCCUAAAUCAUUCCGUUACUGAAGGAAAAAUGUUUAU